AUGAAUACAAAUAUAUGUUACACCUGCAAUAACGCGAACCAAAUAGAGAGAGCUAUUUUAGUAUGUGAUGGAUGUAAACAUAGAUAUUGUCAAAAACAUUAUGAAGAACACCGUCAACACCUAAGAAAUGAAUUAGAUGUUACUUGUGAUAAACGUAAUGAAGUACAAAAUGAAUUAAGAGAUUUAACAAAUUCACCAAAACUUUUAAAUGAUAUUACUCAAUGGGAACAAGAAAUGAUUGCGAAAAUAAAAGAAACAGCUAAUAAUAUACGAAAAGAAAUUAAUGCAUUUUUAAAUGAGAAACAAUCUGAAAUAGAAGUACAAAUUCAAUAUGUAACAAAGCAAUUAUGUCGAACAAGAGAAAAUGGAAAUUAUACUGAACAAGAUUUGGAACAAUGGAAUAGAGAAUUAGAGAAACUUAAAAAUGAUAUACAUCAAUUAAGUUCAUCAUCAUCAUCCUCAUCAUCAUCGUCGACAGAAAGGGAAAAUAUUCAAUUAGAAAUCAGACAAAUUGACUGGACACAAAUGAUUCAAGUCAUUAAACCGAGAUAUAAUCAAAUUAAUAUAAUAUUAAAUAAUAAACCAAAAAGAAAAAUUCCAAUCGAUAAAUCUGCUCAUGUAGGAAUUGAAGCAUCUGAUAAACAUCUGCUUUAUCAAGAUGGUGAGAAGAAAUUAAGUUUAAUCGAUUAUGCAGGUGGACAUAAACAAAGCAUUGAAUGGAACUAUGGUAACAUAUAUGAUAUAUGUUGGUCGUUGUUAUUAAAUUCAUUUAUUAUUGUAACGAAGAACAAUCUUUAUACAGUUAAUGUAUCUAAUUUAGAUGUAUCACCCAUUAGACAAAUUCGAUUAGAUAAAAAUCCAGGUUUUAGUAGAUGUGCAUGUUUCAGACAAACAUUAAUUAUUACUUAUUGUAUGUGGACAUCUCCAAUAGAUGAAUAUGAUACAAGAGAUUGGAAACUUGCUAAAAGAUUGAAUAUAUUUGAAAAUAAAAUAUGGCCAAGAUGUAUUCGAUUCAUAAAUGAAACAUUUGUUGUAAUGUUAGUUGAAAUAGAUGAAGGUACAUCGCAUAAUUCUUGUACUUUGGAAAUACGUCAGCAAUCAAAUAUGAAUGUUAUUAUUCAAUCUAUUUCAUUAGAAAAAACUAUUUCUUACUCUUAUUUCGUAUGUCUAUCAAAUGAUCAUUGCAUAAUUCUACCUGAUGGAAAAAAUUAUUUGUUAAUAAUCAACAAUAAAAAUCAACAACAAACCAAAACUCAGUAUAAAGAGAAAUUAACAAAUCUAAUUAUGGCCGGCUGUUUCUCUAUCUUGUUUUAA
This is a messenger RNA of Didymodactylos carnosus, 1314 nucleotides long. The record is from the annotation of a GenBank genome assembly. NCBI's taxonomy places the organism in Eukaryota, Metazoa, Rotifera, Eurotatoria, Philodinida, Philodinidae.